UGCCGCCGCGCAGGCGCCGCUCCGCCGCUGCCCGGGCUGUGGCCGCGGCCGUGGCCCGUCGGGCUGCGGCGGGCAGCAUGCGGCAGUCCCUGACUCAGCAGCGGCCGGGCGGCAUCGCCCUGCCCGACUCCGUGGGGUCGUUCAAUAGAAGAAAAAGAAAUUCCCUCUACGUAACUGUGACUCUCCUCAUUGUGUCAGUAUUAAUUCUAACGGUGGGCCUAGCUGCUACAACAAGAACCCAAAAUGUGACUGUUGGAGGUUAUUACCCAGGGGUUAUUCUUGGUUUUGGGUCAUUCCUUGGAAUAAUUGGAUCAAACUUGAUAGAAAACAAAAGGCAAAUGCUGGUUGCAUCGAUCGUCUUCAUCAGCUUUGGCGUCAUUGCUGCAUUCUGCUGUGCCAUUGUAGAUGGUGUCUUUGCUGCCAGACACAUAGACCUGCGGCCACUGUAUGCAGGACGAUGCCAGUACUACUCCAAGAGCACCACACCACCAGAGGCAGUCUGUCACCCGCAACGUCGUGCACCGUGCACACCAAAAAUAAAAACCAACACCUGCUUCUGCUGCGACCUGUACAACUGCGGAAACAGAGUAGAGAUUUCGGGAGGAUACUAUGAAUACAUCGAUGUCAGCAGCUGCCAGGACAUCAUCCACCUUUACCACUUGCUUUGGUCAGCAACAAUUUUGAACAUUGUGGGGCUGUUCCUGGGGAUCAUUACAGCAGCGAUACUCGGAGGUUUUAAAGAUAUGACUCCUUCCCUCCCUACGCUGAACUGCACGGUUGAAAAUGCACAUCCUACGGUGUCUUAUUACUCAAGGCCACAGGUGACGUCUUACAACACCUAUUACCACAGCACUCCUCACCUGCCUCCCUACUCUGCGUAUGACUUUCAGCAUUCCAGCGUGUUCCCGGCCUCUACUCCCUCUGGCCUCUCAGAUGACCCACAGUCAGUGUCACCAUCUCCCAGCUACAUGUGGUCCUCCAAUGCUCCUCCUCGGUACUCACCACCAUAUUUUCCACCUUUUGAAAAGCCACCACCUUAUACACCAUAAAGAAUGAGGGGAAAGAAGAACUAAAUACUCGCCAGUUAAAUGAUUGUGAACAUUUUGUGUUUAUAUCUUACUGUGGGAGGAAGGGGGGGGGAAUAGAUACAGAAGAUAAUUGCAAACAUGAAUGCUUGAUUGGACGGUUCAUUCUUGCGAGACUUAUUUCAGAGGUUUAAUCAUGGGGUGGGAGGAAGGGGACAUACUGCUGAUGUUUUGCAGGGGACCUAAAUUCCAGCCUCUUCAUUUUACAGUAAGGGUCAUGGGGUCCUUGGCUUUUAUUAAAGUUAUACAAUGCAGACAAUAGAUUCUGGUCUGCCUUACUACAUCUUGAGUCAAGCUGAGGUAAGGGUAGCCAGGAUCCACAGCUGACCAGGAGUAUCAUUCUGCUCGAGGUGAGGGUGCUUGCAGACAGCUCAACCUGAUGCUUGUUUUGUGUUUGGCCUUUGGCCACCAGUUUUGGGGGAUUUAGUGGGGCUGCAGAGCUUGGCUCACGUCAUUUGUUGGUUACAGUCUACAGGAUGGAAACCCUAGUGAGGAGCCAGGACAAUGUCUUUAAUAAAUAGAGGUCACUAAAUAGGGUGUUAUCUUAUGUGUCAGCAGAAUAAUGGGAGUAUUUAUUUAUUUAUUUAUUUAUUUAUUUACUUAAUUAUUUGGGGGAAAAAGCUUUAAUAAGCUCAAUUAGCUGAUUUAUUUUGGGACAUUUCUUAAGAUAGAAGGUGAAAUGCAGUUGUCUGUCUUCCUAAUUCUUUGUCACAAUGCUGAAAUCAAACCAUCCGGGCGGCUGCACUGCCUAAAUCUUCAGAAACUGCCCACAAGUCACUGGCACAAUGCAGUGGAAACACUUUCUUUUUCCUUCUCUGCUUGGUUAGGACAUUAAGGUUGUACAUUUUUUAACGGGUUGAAUCAGCACCUUGAGUAAGCAGUGUCUUAGUAGCUGUGUUAUGGGCUGCACAUAGGGAAUUUCCACAACCAGUUCUCCAAGAUCUAAGUCUCACAUGGAUAAAAUUCAACACCGUGUAAUAUAGGAUGAAGCUGAUAGGAAUUUGCAAUUAUCGUUGUGACUUUCAUUUAAUCUUCAGCUGAUGACUGUGCUGAUUGAUCUAGAUUCCAACAGAUUUUGCAUGCGUCCCGCAUAACAAAAGAAGGUCAGCUUUGUUACGUGACACAGUGUCCUGUAAAGUGUGGUUCUACUCCACUAAGUGACCUCAGAUGACGGCUUUUAGACCUGAGCUGUUCAGCCUGAGCAUUCCCAACUGCUCGCUUCAGAGAGGAGGAGUAAGGUACUGACAUUUUAUUCCUUAUUUCCUAAAAAUGGACUGUCCUUUGCAUCAGAUUGCUGGCCCUAAUCCCAAAUUGCCUACAUUUACAUUCAGCUCUGCUGCAGACAAGAUACCCAACAGCUCAAUCUGGCGUGCAGAAUAUGAAACUGGUCCACAUGCCAGGGAGAAAAUCAACAGCUACAUAUUAAGCUGUGGCCUCUACUUUUAAACUAAAAACAAAAUGCUGUCAACGUGGAAAAUGAACGCUGAAGUCCCUGAUCUCACUUUGAAAAGUACACCACACUUUAUAAUACUGUUUUCAAUACUAUGCAUUUGCGAAGCCUUUAGGCUGGGCUGCGUGUUAACCUUCUCAUUCCACUGUCCACUGCUAGUGUGUUAGCCAGCUCAUGGAUGGCACUGUUUCUCUGGAAACAAACAUAGCUUUCCUCCAGCAACAAGUGAAAAGAGUAGCUGGGGAAGGGAGUACAGUCACAAGAUUUAAAGCAGUAGUGUGUGCAGAUCACGUCCUGGUGGCGUUCUGUUUUACUGCUGAUAGUUCAAGUGCUGCUCUUGGAAAUGUGCAUACUGAAAACAACAUAUUAAGAGUCUCAUCCAUUUUAUGUUGCGUUUUUUUUUUUUCUGGAUGAAAUCUUUUUAAAGAGAUUGUGUGCCAUUUCAAAUCUACCCACAAACCUGGAAUUUGAAGGCCACAUUCACUUCAAUCACUAAAUUUGGUAUUGCUGCAUCUUUGAAAUGGAAGGUCCCAGUGCCAACAAAUACAUGAUACCAUUUGUGCCUGUCUACUGAGCAGGGCUCAGGGGGCCAGAGCACCGCAGGGCAGGACAGAGGCAGAUCUGGGAGGGGAACAGAACUGAACGGCAGAGAAACAAUAAGGAAACAAUCGUGUCAUCGAGUUUGACUUGACAGAAGCACUAAACUUAGGGAAUUGUCAAUCAGAAUUCUUGUUUUCUAAGGAAUACUUAAGCAAAAAUUACAUUGCUGCUUUAAAUUCACUGUAAUACGAUGAGGCCGUUGUCACAUUGAAAAAAUUACCUGUUUUUCUCUUGAAUUACGUGUUUCCUUCUGCUCAAGUAAAAUAAGUGUUUCAUGUGAAUGCAACCUUCUGCACUGUGGUCAUCAUUUCUAACAGGAAUGUAGAACUGUGAACCAUCUGUACCCUUUUAUUACUUUACCAAGGUCAAAUAAACUGGUGUGACUUUUAUAAGCGUU
This is a messenger RNA of Coturnix japonica (Japanese quail), 3532 nucleotides long. RefSeq names its product transmembrane protein 255A (gene TMEM255A). NCBI's taxonomy places the organism in Eukaryota, Metazoa, Chordata, Aves, Galliformes, Phasianidae. The record is from RefSeq and is a predicted model, not a curated record.